AUGAAACUUCUAUAUUUAUGGGGCUUAUCAGUGCACCAGGGCCACAGCGAGCCCUUGAUGCAAUUUGUGAGCGACCUGGGUGCCAUCGCGCCCGAAGCCAACAUAUUCACCAUGGUGAUGGCCAUGGAGGCCACCAUGGUAUUUCUAUUCAGCGCCAUAAGACACGGCGGCCUAAAGGCAUACAUACAGUCAAACACCGCUAACAUUAACUACAAUAACAACAACUACGACAACGACGCGAAAGUGACGGCACACCGACUGACACAGUAUAACAAGUGGUCACUCGUAAUAGGGCUGGUGUUCGGGUGGGCACUAAUGGGCACCGCCUCCUUUCGCACCUCCGAGGGCAUUAUUGUGCUUGUUGUUCAUGGCUUUCACGCCUGUAUCGGUUUCUCAUUGAUUAUGCUCGAUAUGGGCCUCCAGAGUGAGAUAGCCUACGCGCGGGGCCGGCCCUGGACGGGGCGGUUCCGGCGAUUCCUGGCCGUCGUAUCGUUUACCCUGAUAUUGGUGAUGAUGGUGAUGAUGGGCUGGUCGCUGUUGGAGCUAGAUAAUCCGUUUCACUUUAUGAAUAUUAACAUCAGGAUGCGCUGGAGUGAGAGUCAGCCUGGUUAUUUGCCCCACGUCAUAUCGGCGUUCCUCGAGUGGGCAGUGAUUUUGAUUGUUUGCCCCUAUUUUUGGACAUUUAUUUCCGAGUUUAAGGGAUAUUCCCUUUCAUUCAAAGUGGAAAAUAAGCGAAAAGAAUUACAAACAGAUGUUUGAGAUUUUUAUUGUUUUUAUUUAAAUAUUUUUCAUUUUUGAUAUUUUAUUUUGAGAGAGAGAGAGAGAGAGAGAGA
Molecule: messenger RNA, 833 nt
Organism: Medioppia subpectinata
Lineage: Eukaryota; Metazoa; Arthropoda; Arachnida; Sarcoptiformes; Oppiidae
Source: the annotation of a GenBank genome assembly